Messenger RNA from Triplophysa dalaica, 2239 nucleotides. RefSeq names its product cystine/glutamate transporter. The record is from RefSeq and is a predicted model, not a curated record. The transcript is spliced from 12 exons. Bases 1 to 1476 code for a protein of 491 amino acids. Lineage: Eukaryota; Metazoa; Chordata; Actinopteri; Cypriniformes; Nemacheilidae. Gene Ontology annotation, biological process: amino acid transmembrane transport. Gene Ontology annotation, cellular component: membrane. Gene Ontology annotation, molecular function: L-amino acid transmembrane transporter activity.
AUGGAGGUCUCUAGACGAGGGUCCGCUGCUCAGCAGACGACAAAAGAAGAGACCGAGAACAAAAGAAAAGAUGAAGCCAUUCACCUGAAGAGGAGAAUAGGCCUGCUGCCCGCCAUCUCUUUUAUCAUUGGCACUGUGGUGGGCAGUGGCAUCUUCAUCGCUCCUAAAGGUGUGUUGAUGAACUCGGGCAGUGUUGGGGUCUCUCUGAUCGUCUGGACUCUGUGUGGUGUUCUCUCUCUGUUUGGUGCUCUGUGCUAUGCUGAACUGGGCACAAGCUUUACAAAAUCGGGGGGUCACUACACCUACCUGCUGGAGACCUUGGGACCCCUACCUGCCUUCCUGCGGCUUUGGACUGAAUUUAUUUUCAUCAGACCCGCUGUUGCCUCUUAUGUGGCUCUAGCAUUCGGACGCUAUGUAGUCGAGCCAUUUUUCAUGCCUUGUGAGGCUCCAACAGUUCUGGUUAAAUUGGUCAGCAUCUUGGGAGUCACGUUCGUGGUGGCAGUGAACUGCUGGAGCGUGUCCUUAGCUACUCGUACGCAGGUCUUGCUGACGUUCAUCAAGAUGUUCGCUUUGAUCCUGAUCAUUAUUCCAGGAAUCACGGCUUUGGUUAAUGGGAAAACUAAAAAUUUCAAGGAUGCGUUUCACUCUGAAUCUUUCUCUGUGACCAAAAUUCCGCUGGCCUUUUAUUCUGGACUCUAUGCGUAUGGUGGAUGGUUUUAUUUAAAUUUCAUAACCGAAGAGGUCAUCAACCCCAACAGAACCUUCCCACUGGCCAUCGUUUUCUCCAUGGUUACGGUCACCGUGUGUUAUGUGCUGGUGAACGUGGCUUACUACACCGUGAUGACAGCAGAUGAGCUCCUGAUGUCGGAUGCUGUGGCAGUGACUUUUGCCACUCGCGCUCUGUUGAGUUUAGCUCCAGUUAUUCCUGUGCUGGUCGCGGCUUCGUGCCUCGGGGCUCUAAAUGGAGGAUUAUUUGGUGCAACCAGGAUGCUGUUUGUGGGAGCCAGAGAGGGUCACAUGCCGGUGAUCUUCUCCAUGAUCCAUAUUCGCCGACACACACCACUACCCGCUAUAUUAUUUCUGUACCCUCUGGUGGUCAUCAUGAUAGCAAGAGGAGAGAUCUAUGAACUGAUCAACUUUGCCUCUUUCUCACGCUGGUUUUUCAUUGCCUUGGCAACCCUGGGGAUGCUCAUCCACCGAUACAGAUUCCCAGAGCAUCCCAGGCCAUUUAAGGUUCCUCUGGUUAUCGCGGUGACUUUUACCCUGGUGUGUUUCUUCAUCGUGGGAUUGUCCUUGUAUUCUGACCCCUGGAAUACGGGGGUAAGCUGUGCCCUCACAAUCGCAGUGGUUCCGGUGUAUUACCUGACAAUCAAUAAUUCAUUUAUACCCAACCGCUGGAAAAACUUCUUUGAUUAUUACAGCCUGAAGCUGCAAAUACUUCUGGAAGUGACACAGCAAGAAGUUCAAACCUACUGAGCGAGUGUUCAUCAAACAAUGUAAAACACAGACAUACAUAUACAUAGACACAUCAUUCAUUAUGCCGUUGACCGUUUAGUGGCGCUAACAUUAAAAUACAAUACGAUUCAAUGGGCAUACAAUUCAGCAAUGAGAUGUACAAUCUUCUGCUGGAUGGGAAAAUGAGUCAAAAAAUGUCAUACGUGCAUUAAAAGAGGGAUCGUAUUUAGAAGGCAAACCAUGUUUACUUUGUCAAACGUUAAAAAUAAUAAUAUUAAAAAACAGGGACUAAAUAUGUUAGCACUAGCAAGAAACGAUUUUGUAAUAACUCACAAAGAAACACCAAAACGUGUUUUACAAAGUAUCCUUUUAUUCAUAAGAAAGAGGUACAGUAGGAAGAGAACCCAAAAUGUAUGCUUUGGAUAUGAUCAUUAGCCUCUAGAGUCUGUUCGAAAAGUCCAAUUGCCAAAAAGAUAACAAUGGUCACAUUUUUAUAUGAUUUACACAUCACAUCACAUCACACAUUAUGAAUGAAGUCUUUUGUGCCAAAAGUGAACAGGGAUCUUACUGACAAAUGUCAUUAAUGACAUUGAUAUCUGACCCAAAAUGUUCAUUCAUGUUCUAAGACUGCAAUUACAUCAUUGAAAAAAUAUCACAAAACCAUCUAAUUCUCAUAGCUGCUUUUCAUGAAUAAUUGUGUUUGCUUAGCAUAUAUGAACUGAACUCUACACAUGUUAACCUUCUUAUGCACAUUAAAAGCCUUGGAAUAAACCACACUUCUUUA